This is a messenger RNA of Carya illinoinensis, 720 nucleotides long. Its product is annotated as metallothionein-like protein 2. Gene Ontology annotation, molecular function: metal ion binding. Lineage: Eukaryota; Viridiplantae; Streptophyta; Magnoliopsida; Fagales; Juglandaceae. The record is from RefSeq and is a predicted model, not a curated record. The coding region runs from base 99 to 416 and encodes 105 amino acids. The transcript has 4 exons.
CAUGGGUCUGCUCCAGAAACUUGUUCUGCCUACCCACUUACCCUUGGUUUUAUCCAUCUUCAGUUUUGCUUUCCCUUUUCUGAAAAAAACAGAAGAAAAUGUCGUGCUGCGGAGGAAACUGUGGCUGCGGCACUGGCUGCAAGUGCGGCUCUGACUGUGGAGGAUGCAAGGAGAACCCUGACAUCAGCUACACGGAGAGCACGACCACCGAGAAGGUUGUUGGUGUUGCUCCCCAGAAGACAUGCAAGAUGUACCCUGACUUGAGCUACCUGGAAAGCACGACAACCGAGACACUUAUUGUUGGUGUUGCUCCCCAGAAGACACACUAUGAGGGUUCUGAGAUGGGCGUGGGAGCUGAGAAUGGAGGCUGCAAGUGCGGAUCCAACUGCACCUGUGACCCUUGCAAUUGUAAAUGAGAUAGAUCUUAGCCUUUAAAGCAGAGAUGGUCUUGUCUUUGAAAACUAUAUUAAAUAGCAUGCAAAUAAAAUAAAUAAAUAUGCGUGUCGAGUCUUUUAUUAAAAUAAAGUAGCCAUGGCUGUCUUUCUGCAAAUCUUUCUAGUCUAAAAGGUUUGCAUGGGUGUUUGCUUUCUUAUCUUUGUAUAAUAGCAGUAAGUGUAGUAUGAUGGAGAGAGUGUGUCUCUGCUUUGGUAUAUAUGUGGGAAGGAGUUGAGAGCUUUUGAUAAGCGAAUGAAACCUUUUAUCAGUUUGGAAAGCUAGCAA